Molecule: messenger RNA, 462 nt
Organism: Salvelinus namaycush (lake trout)
Lineage: Eukaryota; Metazoa; Chordata; Actinopteri; Salmoniformes; Salmonidae
Product: histone H2B-like
Exons: 2
Coding region: 1-462 (153 amino acids)
Cellular component (GO): nucleosome
Molecular function (GO): protein heterodimerization activity; DNA binding; structural constituent of chromatin
Source: RefSeq, a predicted model, not a curated record
AUGAGCCAAUCCGGGUGGACAGGAAGUAUUAAUGACAGGAUUCUGUUCAGUGCAGCCAUUGUGCACAGACAACGAGACAUCAACAUCAGGCCGGAGCCAGCAAAGUCCGCGCCUAAGAAGGACUCCAAGAAAGCCAUCACCAAGACUGCAGGGAAGGGCGGCAAGAAGCGCCGAAAGUCCAGGAAGGAGAGCUACGCCAUUUACGUGUACAAAGUCCUGAAGCAGGUCCACUCCGACACCGGCAUCUCCUCCAAGGCCAGGGGAAUCAUGAACUUGUUCGUGAACGACAUCUUCGAGCGUAUCGCCAGAGAGUCCUCACGCCUGGCCCACUACAACAAGCGUUCUACCAUCACCUCCAGGGAGAUCCAGACCGCCGUGCGUCUGCUGCUCCCUGGUGAGCUGGCCAAGCACGCAGUGUCUGAGGGCAGCAAGGCCAUAACCAAGUACACCAGCUCCAAGUAA